AUGGAUGGUCUUGGUCGUCAUGAUGAACUCGGAGAGCUUCUCGCCCUGUUUGGUCCAUUGCAGGCCAUGGAUCCCGAUGUGAAGUUUCUCAGUCGUGCUUCUAAGGCUCACUGUUUUGAGCCGGUCCGUUCAGCUUCCGAUUUCGCAAUUGGAACGCUUCAUAUAAGGGAUGACUGCUUGGACAUGUCUACCGAAAGUGUGCAUAAAAGCUUUGAGCAUUUCUAUCCAACUAUCAGUAUUUUUGGUCCGGAAAGUAUUGUAUUGAAGUCUCUUGUUGUUGAAAACUCGUGUGAACCGCUGCGGCCUCAAUUUCCUCGACCAGCAGCGACAGCACACUACGUGUAUCCUAUUGUAGGGAGAUUAGUGCUGGUAGAUAUGGACGAUAGGAUUCUCCUUACUGGAGAACUGCGUCAAACGCGCAAGUCAACUGCUACACGUGCAACUGUUCAGGAAGCGGUCAUCGAAGAUCUGAUGAUGCAAGCAAAGAAGAUUAAGUACGACGUCAUCGGAUUGACCGAGACGAGACGACGUCACCCUCUCAACGCCGUAUAUGAAACUGGAGAAGAACUGUUCUGA
This is a messenger RNA of Necator americanus (New World hookworm), 576 nucleotides long. RefSeq lists its product as uncharacterized. Lineage: Eukaryota; Metazoa; Nematoda; Chromadorea; Rhabditida; Ancylostomatidae. The record is from RefSeq and is a predicted model, not a curated record. The transcript is spliced from 6 exons. The coding region runs from base 1 to 576 and encodes 191 amino acids.